CGCUUUGCAAUUUACGCUUUGACAAUGUCAAGGUCACCACCUGAUUAAAGAUGGCGGCCUCCAGUGAAAAUGCUAAAAAGCCUGCCCAAAUUCCGAAAUAUAUUAAGUUUCUUUUUGGUGGUUGCGCAGGUAUGGCAGCCACACUGUUUGUACAGCCUCUGGAUCUAGUGAAGAACAGAAUGCAGCUCAGUGGUGAAGGGGGAGCCAAGCGCCAAUACAAGACGAGUUUCCAUGCCCUGAAAUCCAUCAUUGCCAAUGAGGGGGUACUGGCUGUGUAUACUGGAUUGUCAGCAGGCCUGCUUCGCCAGGCGACCUACACUACGACCAGACUUGGUCUCUACACGUCCAUGUUCGAGUAUGCCACUAGAGAGGGGAAGAACCCCAACUUUGCAAUGAAGGCCCUGAUAGGCUGUACUGCAGGGGGUCUGGCUGCUUUCGUUGGUACGCCCGCUGAGAUCUCCCUCAUCCGUAUGACAGCUGAUGGAAGACUCCCAGUAGCAGAGCGUAGAGGGUACAAGAACGUGUUCAACGCCAUCUACAGGAUCAGUACAGAGGAGGGGGUCGCCACGCUGUGGAGGGGUUGCUGGCCCACAGUUGCACGUGCCAUGGUGGUAAAUGCAGCACAGUUAGCGUCUUAUUCCCAGUCCAAGGAAAUACUCAUAAACACAGGUUAUUUUGUGGAUGGCCUGUUCCUACAUUUCUGUGCAAGUAUGAUCAGUGGACUGGUUACAACUUUUUUCUCUAUGCCAGUAGAUAUUGCCAAAACCAGAGUUCAGAACAUGAAAGUUAUCAAUGGUGUGCCAGAAUACAAGGGAGCUGUUGAUGUAAUUGUGAAAGUUGUUGGCAAAGAGGGUGUGUUCAGCCUGUGGAAGGGUUUCACACCGUACUACGCCCGUCUUGGACCUCACACCGUACUCACAUUUAUCUUCCUGGAGCAAAUGAACGCGACCUACAAGCGCAUUGUUCUCAAAGACGAGAGUAAGGGAGGUGGAGGAUUGUAACAAUAGCGGGGAUUGU
Molecule: messenger RNA, 1017 nt
Organism: Dreissena polymorpha
Lineage: Eukaryota; Metazoa; Mollusca; Bivalvia; Myida; Dreissenidae
Product: mitochondrial 2-oxoglutarate/malate carrier protein-like
Exons: 11
Coding region: 51-1001 (316 amino acids)
Biological process (GO): mitochondrial transport; phosphate ion transmembrane transport; oxaloacetate transport
Cellular component (GO): mitochondrial membrane
Molecular function (GO): thiosulfate transmembrane transporter activity; oxaloacetate transmembrane transporter activity; succinate transmembrane transporter activity
Source: RefSeq, a predicted model, not a curated record